Messenger RNA from Glarea lozoyensis ATCC 20868, 1374 nucleotides. RefSeq lists its product as uncharacterized. The record is from RefSeq and is a predicted model, not a curated record. Gene Ontology annotation, molecular function: protein binding. Bases 1 to 1374 code for a protein of 457 amino acids. Lineage: Eukaryota; Fungi; Ascomycota; Leotiomycetes; Helotiales; Helotiaceae. The transcript has 2 exons.
AUGACGGAUAUAAUGGCCAACCAAGCCAGGCAACCACCUGACACUUUGAAUUUCCUGCCGACCGAGAUUUUACAACUUAUUGCAAUAGCACUUCCGUCGCAAUCAGCUCUGAAAUUCAUCCAUUGUUGCAGAAGGGUACACGAGGCGUGCAAUCAGCCUGGUGUCUGGCGCGAAAAGAUUCGCUUGAAUUCUGGAUUUGCCACUCAUCCGAUUGUAUCGCGGGAUUCUGGCGGGAUGAUUUGGAAGAACUUUGUUAUCGCAGAUGCUAAGACAAGCAAUGUUACCUACGAAGACAAACUGUUGUUUUGGUUGCCGCAAGCGAUGAUAUAUUAUCAUGAAGUGUGUUCUACCCUCAAAUUCAACGAACUCCACAUUCUGUCUCUUCCAACACAUUACUCGUCUGAUAUGCCACUAUUUGAGGGUAGAAUGCCUACUGUAUCUCCAGGGAUCAUGCUAUAUUACCCUGUGGACGUUCAAUCUUCUAUUGUUAUUGAUGUGUGGCAUAAGACACAAGCCGCUAGCUUUUGCUUUACAGCAGCGAUACUAAAAAGAAUCUCUCUUGAUCAGAGCCAAGUUAGUAAUCUAUGGGCUCCUGCCAAAAGAUUUCUCGAGACAUCUCCCUGGACGGUAAUUCAAGACAUUACGCCAGAAUCAAGACCUGCUGAGUACCUCAAGCUUGCGGUCAUACUUCACACACUUGCCAACAAAGCCAUUGGCUUUAUUGCUAUCGAGCUAUGGGCCUAUCUGACUGAGAAACGAAACGACCUUAGUUGGGAGCCCGACGGAACAUCCAACCCGCCUCUGAUAGAGAGGAUUUCAUUUCCUAUGUUGAUGAACGUACCAAGUUUAUUUGAGGCCGAAGCCUUAAAAGACUUUAGCCUUUGCCAUAUCAAUAAGAUGGCUGCCCCUGAAUUCUUCACGGGCUCUCAAUGGAUCGGCUAUGAACUUGUGAUUCAUUUAUCACGGCAAAGACGUUGGCCCCUGUAUACGUGGGACGGUAUUGGUGGGGAGAAUGCAGAAAUGAAAUACAGGCAUUAUGAGCAACCACCACAUACUAACGGCAACUUGGAAGAUAGAUGGGUAGAGAGACAUGCAACUUUCACUCUUCGCGGCUGGGUAGAUCCAAGGAGCUAUGUCCUACAAUCCAACUACUUUCAUGCCGGACGCGAAACACAUUGUCUUACGUUGAAAGUGGAUAGCUUGACUGGAAUGAUCUCUGUGAUUCGCCAUGUCGACUUUCAUCAUGUUCGUAGGCGAGGUAGCUUUGGUGUUAUGACACCAUUUGGGGUUCUUCUUGGGGGGCAUUCUCCUGGUUACUGGUUGUGGCUGUGGAAGCUUGAUUGGAGCACGCCCGAUUCUCAUUGGGAGCGAUGA